Molecule: messenger RNA, 7511 nt
Organism: Lymnaea stagnalis (great pond snail)
Lineage: Eukaryota; Metazoa; Mollusca; Gastropoda; Lymnaeidae
Source: the annotation of a GenBank genome assembly
UUUAAGUCUUUCAACAUAAGAAACCAAUCGUGUAUGUGAAAUUGGAACCCUGAGAUGGAUCCAUCUCAUUAUUAGUAAGUAUUCUAUUGUCAUACUUCUAACUUCAGCAAUCUUCAAUUAUAAAAAAAUGUAUUAUACAUAAUAAUAUAUAUACCUACUUCACCAGAUCUAUUGUGUUAUUUUCUUUCACAUCUACACCUAUCUGAUUUUUGUAUAUUUAUAUUUUUGUACAGUAGUUUAAAUAAAACGUCUAUCUUAAAGAACAAAACAAAUUUUUAUGUUUAUUUUUUACUAAGUUGUUUUCACUGGGUGUGUGUGUUUGUGUUGUUUGGGAAAGAGACGUAGUGUCCACAAUUGAUAGGCAGCAUACCAUUAAACAUGAUAGGCAAUGGACAAAUAACCAGUGUAGGCUAUGGCGCAAACAUCAUGAUAGGCAGCAUACCAUUAAACAUGAUAGGCAAUGGACAAAUAACCGGUGUAGGCUAUGGCGCAAACAUCAUGAACAAUUAACUGGUGUAGGCUAUUACAACUAAGAUGGGCGUUGUCUUUCUAGCAACGCUACAUGAUAUAUUACAUCAGGCCUGCACAACUCAAAAUGUAAGGCGGGCCUUACAUUUUGAGUUGUGCAAGCCUGGUGUAAUAUAUAGUCGAAAUCAAUUGUGUUGAUCAUAGUGAGAUAAUGAAAUCAACUGUGUUGAUCAUAGUGGGAUAGUCGAAAUCAAUUGUGUUGAUCAUAGUGAGAUAAUGAAAUCAACUGUGUUGAUCAUAGUGGGAUAGUCAAAAUCAAUUGUGUUGAUCAUAGUGGGAUAGUCGAAAUCAAUUGUGUUGAUCAUAGUGAGAUAAUGAAAUCAACUGUGUUGAUCAUAGUGGGAUAGUCGAAAUCAAUUGUGUUGAUCAUAGUGAGAUAAUGAAAUCAACUGUGUUGAUCAUAGUGGGAUAGUCGAAAUCAAUUGUGUUGAUCAUAGUGGGAUAGUCGAAAUCAAUUGUGUUGAUCAUAGUGAGAUAAUGAAAUCAACUGUGUUUGUCAGAGAAGAUCCUAUGAAUUAUCUCCACACAAAUCGAAUACUUUUUUAAAAAUGCAUUUGUUAGAUACCGCAGAAAGAUGUUUGCUGAUAAGAUUACAGCUUUACUUCUUAAAAGGUUCAUCUCAAACACUGGCGGAUCAACUAGAAGACAGCAGCAUGGGUCAAAACAAAAGGACACGUGACCAACGAAAAGUGACCUUUGACAAACGGAGCUCGAGACACUGAUAAAAUGAUGAUGAAAUAAAUAGCUGAAGAAUGGCACCAAAAGAUAGCACACAAAAAGUGACUAACAACAAAUAUAAGUUAAUAACAUAAAAUGAUAAGUUACCAAACCAAAAUGAUAAGUGACCAACGUAAAAUGAUUAGUGAUAAACACAAAAUGAUAAGUGAUAAACAUAAAGUGAUAAGUUUAUAACAUGAAAUGAUGAGUUACCAACUUAUAAUGAUAAGUGACCAACAUAAAAUGACAAGUGACCAACGUAUAAUGAUAUAAUGAUAAGUGACCAACAUAAUAGGAUAAGUGACCAACAUAUAAUGAUAAAUGAACAACAUAUAAUGAUAAGUGACCAACACAAAGGGAUAAGUGACCAACAUAAAAUGAUAAGUGACCUACAUAAAAUGAUAAGUGACCAACAUAAAAUCGUAUGGGACCAACAUAAAAUGAUAAGUGACCAACUUAAAUGAUGAGUGACCAACAUAAAAUGAUAAGUGAUCAGCAUAAAAUGAUAAGCGACCAACCUAUAAUAUAAGUAGAUAGUCAUUUCUGCAAUGAACUUAGUUAUUUCUUUUCUUUAUAAAAAAAUAUGUAAAAAAAACUUUCUACUAUUCAGGAAUCUUAAGACGUGACACAAGCCCCGGGCAAAGUUCACGAUGAAUUCGCUCCUGAUACCCCAUGUCAGAUAAGGUUUGGAUCGUCUUUAAAGGCACAGAAUACUCUUUCUGUCCUUGCGACCACAGAGACGUUGAUUGCUUGCCAUGGGGCUCCUAACUGCUGUUGUUGUAGCUGCUAUUUGUGUAGUCACUGGCGUCUCGGGGAAGGAUCUGGUUGUACGAGAUUGCAGUAAGUGAAUCAAAAUAGUUAUGUUCAGUGUGACAACCAGUUGGUUCAAAUCAUCAGUGUGACAACUAGGUGGUUUACGUCCUCAUUGUGACAACUAGGUGGUUCACAUUCUCAGUGUGACAGAUAGGUGGUUCACAUUCUUAGUGUGACAGCUAGGUGGUUCACAUUCUCAGUGUGACAACUAGGUGGUUCACAUUCUCAGUGGGAAACUAGGUGGUUCACAUUCUCAGUAUGACAGCUAGGUGGUUCACAUUCUCAGUGUGACAACUAGGUGGUUCACGUCCAUCGAGUGUUGGCUGACAACAGUAAUUGGGAGCUUAACAUGGUACAUCUCAGGGAAUGACGUCACCUGGUUAUCCACUGCUUGGAUUCCUAAGCACGAUUCUGUAGAUUAAGCACGUCCACUUAUGUUCAGUUCCCAUGCUUUCUGAAAUCAUCCUUUUGAUACAGUUAUUCUGCAGUCUUAACAAGUUUUAUCCCUCUGUGUCCUUGACCUUUGGCCGUUGUGUUAAAUGAAGCUAUUCGGUAUUUGGAAAAGUGAUUUUGGGGGAAUUCAGGAAAAUGAACCCCGUAUAGGUAAUUCCCGGUCAAUUCAUAUGCGAAAAAUGGACAGUGGUAAUAGAAAUUCAAAGAUUUUGACCCCUUGAGACUCAUGGACAUUACUGGGGUAACUCGGCUUCCUACAAUAGAUCUUAUUUGCUUUCACAAAAAGUAACUUUCACAUAAGUAACAUUCACGUAUUCAACCUUAACAUGUAUAAUUUUUGUAUCGUAAUUGCUUUAUUUCCCUCGGAACUCUGCUGGCCAUCUGCAGUCCUACACACAAGACACAUAGCAAGAUAAGAUCUCAGCCUUUGAUCUUGCCGAUAAGCGUAAUUAGCUUAACUCGUCCAACCUGGACACAAACUUGGGUUAUGAGACUACGUUAUCUUACCGCACUCUCUCAUAAGAAAUGGCCUGGUGGAUGUGACCAAAACCGCCUGGACAGCGAGUGCAACCAAUAAGGAAAUAUACUUCUACAUCUUCACGAUCACUGAGACGUCGAUUGAAUAUUUUUAAACUGUUUUUAAAAGCAGCUAUAUACCACAUUUUUUUUUGCCAAAUUUGGAAACAUUCCCACUGCACAUAGUUGGUGUACAUUGCUAGAGUUCAUUGUUUGUGUACAUUUUCUAAUAAUUAAAAUCAUGGUACAUCUAAAGGUCAUUGCUUAACGUAUUCAAAACACGUGUUGCUUCCUCAAGGUCGAGGAACAUUCGUCAUUAAAAAAUUCAGGGAAACGUUGUUCCUUUAAAAUUCUGGGAAAUAAUCCUUGUGUAAAUAUCUGGGAAACAAUCUUUGUGUAAAAAUCUGGGAAACAAUCUUUGUGUAAAAAUCUGGGAAACAAUCCUUGUGUAAAAGUCUGGUAAACAAUCUUUGUGUAAAAGUCUGGGAAACAAUCUUUGUGUAAAAGUCUGGGAAACAAUCUUUGUGUAAAAGUCUGGGAAACAAUCCUUGUGUAAAAGUCUGGGAAACAAUCCUUGUGUAAUAGUCUGGGAAACAAUCUUUGUGUAAAAUUCUGGGAAACAAUCUUUGUGUAAAAGUCUGGGAAACAAUCCUUGUGUAAAAAUCUGGGAAACAAUCCUUGUGUAAAAAUCUGGGACACAAUUCUUGUGUAAAAAUCUGGGAAACAAUCCUUGUGUAAAAAUCUGGGAAUAUUGAUCACUUUUCAGGUAUUUAGAAGGAUCAGUAUUCUAUUACAGAUUGCAUUAAUCUGAAGGCAAUAUCAAAGAUCUUGUAUAACUCUUUGAUUCUUUUUAAAGAAACAAAAAUCCUAUAUAUUAACUUCGCUUUUGUUCAUGAGUUGCUUUGUUUCUGUGUGGUAAAAUCUUUGGAACGCUAAUUGACCCAUUCCCGUCGUCUUAACGAGCUGAACCUUGGCCACGAGACUCUGCCGAUGACAACACAUUCUUUCAAAUUAAUAGCCCCCCCCCUCCACCUAACCCCUUCCCCCACCCCAGCAUCCGUUUGUCCUGUGGGAGGGGGGUGUUAGCGAUUUGUUCAAUGGGUGCGUCUUUUGGUGUGGAGAUUAAAUGUUUAGCUGUCGCUCUGUGCUUUGUAUGUGUGGCGCAUUUGGGCAUGCAAUAAAAAUGAAAUUUAUUUUUGGAGGGGACACUUAUGAAAAUAUAAAACGUGUUUUCGCCAGAAGUUCAUCAAAUUACAUAACUGCUUCUUUAUAAAUGAAAAAUCACAUACAAUUACAUAUAUGUAAUCAAAAAUUCAUAUAAAGGAUUUAUGCAAACAGCUCUGUUUUAUGGGGUUGUUUAAGUUGUUGUUAAAUAAACGGAUGAUAUGAAGACUGUGUUGUAUGUUCAAAGCCAGACGUUCUACUGUGUAACCUGUCUAUGCUGCCUCCUGUCUAUUGACAGCCAAUCUGACCGUGACGUCGCCCAUCAUCACCAUCAACAACUACAGCUUCGUGCCCUACCCCAUCCCGUCCCCUGGACAGCUGACCGCGUCCCUCUCUGCCACCCUCAACAGACCGAUUCCAGCUGGUGGCCUUGAACUCAAGGUCCAUAUCCGCAAGGAUGUCUUUUUUUGGAUUACCAUUAAUUGUAAAAACAAUUUUGGAAGCUGGUGAGUGAUGAGCUGGUGAUGAGUGAGUGACAAAGGGUUAGUGAGUGACAAAUGGUUAGUUAGUGACAUAUGGUUUGUGAGUGACAGUUUGUUACUGUGUGACAGCUUGUUAGUGAGUGGAAGCUAGUUAGUGAGCGACAGCUUGUUCAUGAGGGACAGCUUGUUAGUGGGUGACAUUUUGUUAGUGAGUGAAAGCUAGUUAGUGAUCGACAGCGUCUUAGUGAGAGACAGCUAGUUAGUCAGCGACAGCUAGUUAGUUAGCGAAAGCUAGUUAGUGAGUGACAACUUGUUAGUGAGUGACAGCUUGUUAGUGAGUGAAAGCUAGUUGGCUAGCGACAGCUUGUUAAUGGGUGAAAUCUAGUUAGUCAGUGACAGCUUGUCAGUGGGUGAAAGCUAGAUAGUGAGUGACAGCUUGUUAGUGGGUGAAAGCUAGAUAGUGAGUGACAGCUUGUUUUUGGGGUAAAGCUAGAUAGUGAGUGAAAACUUGUUAGUGGGUGAAAGCUAGUUAGUUAGCGACAGCUAGUUAGUGAGGGACAACUUGUUAGUGAGUGACAACUUGUAAGUGAGUGAAGGCUUGCUAGUGAGAUAAAGCUAGUUAGCUAGCGAAAGCUUGUUAGUGGGUGAAAGCAAGUUAGCUAGCGACAGCUUGUUAGUGAGCGACAACUUGUUAGUGAAUGAUAGCUUGUUAGUGAGUGAAAGCUAGUUAGUUAGCGACAGCUAGUUAGUGAGGGACAACUUGUUAGUGAGUGACAACUUGUAAGUAAGUGAAGGCUUGAUAGUGAGAGAAAGCUAGAAAGCUAGUUAGCUAGCGAAAGCUUGUUAGUGAGUGACAGCUUGUUAGUGAGUGACAACUUGUUAGUGAGUGACAGCUUGUUAGUGAGUGAAAGCUAGUUAGCUAGCGAAAGCUUGUUAGUAAGUGACAGCUUGUUAGUGAGUGACAACUUGUUAGUGAGUGACAGCUUGUUAGUGGGUGAAAGCUAGUUAGCGACCGACAGCUUGUUAGUCACUUCUUUAAGAAUUGUCUUUUUGGUUGAACCAAUUAAAAUGUAAUGUUAUUUAUAAAGAUCAUUUAAAGGAAUUGGAUUGAUUGUAUAGAACCGUUGAAAAAAAUUCUAAGGUACCCAACAACAAAAGUUCUUUUCUCCUGCUACCAGUUUCCACUGAUUUCACCAAAUAAAAUUCCCGACAAUUGCGCAAGAUGAGAUCCUUUAAAUUAUCGAUCUUGAUGCGUAAUGUUUUGUUUUGUUUUACAGAAAUAUCUGGUGAAAUAAAAUCUGCGGUGUAAAAGUGGAUGGAACAUAAGAAUAUUUUUAUAGUUCAUGGGCGUGAAAAAAAAAUUGGGGUUGAGAGCCUUGUUGGAAAAGGGGGGGGGGGACGACACUAAUUGAGGCUCUUAUAAAAUGCGUUACUUUUAUGCAUGUCUUGUGAAAUUUUGAAACCCGCCCUGGUUGCUCGAUAUUACGUUUUAUAAAGAAUUUAUACGAAAAAUUUUGUUGUUUUUGGCUGUUUAAUUAACGCGUAAUCAAUGUUGUAUGUUUCCCACUGCGAUGUAACCGUCUUGGACCAUCCAUUCCAGCGACUAUGACCUCUGUGACCUGCUGUCCUAUUUCGAGAACACGACGUGUCCCCAGCAGCUGAUCGACAACAACAUACCAUGCACGUGCGGCACCAUCGUCCCUGGCACCUACAACCUCAUCAACCAGGUCUUCGAAAUACCUGACGUCACAACGAUCAGCUCAUUUGCUUUGGUGAGUUUGUGAGUUGGUGAAUUGUGAGUUGGUGAGUGGGUGAGAUGUGAGUUGGUGAGUUGUAAGUUUACGGAUUUUGAUAUGGUGAGCUUUGAUAUGGUGAGUGGUGAGUAGGUGAGUAGGUGAUUUGGUGCGUUGUGAGUUGGUGAGCUGGUGAUUUGGUUGUUGGUGACUUUCUGGUUGGUGAAUUGUGCGUUUGUCAAAUGGUGGUUUGUCACUUGUUGGUUGGUAAGUUGCUCACUUGGUGGAUAAUGAGUCGGUAACUUGGUGGUGGCGCCAAUGAAGUGGUUGGUGUCCAAUGAGGUGGUUGGUGCCCAAUGAGGUGGUUGGUGCCCAAUGAGGUGGUUGGUGCCCAAUGAGGUGGUUGGUGCCCAAUGAGGUGGUUGGUGCCCAAUGAGGUGGUUGGUGCCCAAUGAGGUGGUUGGACUCUUGCAAGGUUUCCGAACUAAAGAUACAUAUUUAGGUCUCAUAAAAAUAAAUAAAAACUUUAAUCGAAUUCGAAUGUUUCAGAUAUUUUCUGUGUCCCUCUCUUUGUCUUCGUCAACCAAUAAGUCUGUACCGACACAUUUACAUGCAAGUCUUUUCAUGUCCGUAGAUACACGGUUCUUCCCUCCCUUACUUUUCUAGUCACGCUAGGGUCAACAAUUUUAUUAUGUAAUGGGUGAGUGUAAUUGUUCGUAUUAAACCAUCUUAUUAUGUAAUGGGUGAGUGUCAUUAUUCGUAUUGCCAUCUUUGCAGGGAGACUAUCAGGUCCAGUUCAGCCUUGUGGAUAAGGUCACCCUGGAGGAAGUCUACUGUCUACACGUGGAGCUCACAGUGAAGGACCCCAACGCAUGCAGCGGCUUUCUGUGUAGCCUCUUUGGGCGUCGUGGAAUCCGUGCCCUCUGGUCAUGGCUCUUCUAAAUCCCGGUUAUCCUGACCCUGAAGUCGAUGCCUGGAAAGCGGUGCACCAACGUGAAGUUGCAUUCACGGGUUCUGAGAAACACCAAACGUUAAUUUUGUUUGGAGAUUACAAGCGUUUGACACAUGUAACGUCUCAUUCGUUUGUUUUGUGUAUUCUUGAUUU